Messenger RNA from Chinchilla lanigera (long-tailed chinchilla), 2239 nucleotides. RefSeq names its product nuclear receptor subfamily 2, group C, member 1 (gene Nr2c1). Gene Ontology annotation, molecular function: nuclear receptor activity; RNA polymerase II cis-regulatory region sequence-specific DNA binding; zinc ion binding. The transcript is spliced from 14 exons. Gene Ontology annotation, biological process: negative regulation of transcription by RNA polymerase II; cell differentiation; anatomical structure development. Bases 181 to 1995 code for a protein of 604 amino acids. The record is from RefSeq and is a predicted model, not a curated record. Lineage: Eukaryota; Metazoa; Chordata; Mammalia; Rodentia; Chinchillidae.
CCGGGGAGCGGGGCCGCGGGGCCCCUGGGGGGCGCGGAGGCAGCUGGGGUGGCCGCUCCGCAGCUCCGGGCCGGGACCCUUCUCCUGGCGCCACAGACCGAUGCUCGGGUUUGCACGGGGCGCUGAUACAAUGCCUUCCACUUCCAUUUUCUUUCAGCAGGCCGUUUGGACAGUUAAAUCAUGGCAACCAUAGAAGAAAUUGCGAAUCAGAUUAUUGAACAACAGAUGGGAGAGAUCGUUACAGAGCAGCAGACUGCACAGAAAAUCCAGAUUGUGACAGCACUUGAUCCUAACGCCCAGGGCAAGCAGUUCAUCUUGACGAACCACGAUGGCGCCGGGCCUGGUAAGGUCAUCCUGGCCCAGCAGAACUCUCCAGGCAAGGUUUUCCUCACCACUCCAGACGCCGCAGGCGUCAACCAGCUGUUCUUCACGGCUCCGGACCUGUCCACGCCACACCUCCAGCUCUUAACAGAUAGUUCUUCACAAGACCAGGGACCAAAUAAGGUUUUCGAUCUUUGCGUAGUGUGUGGAGACAAAGCAUCAGGGCGUCAUUAUGGAGCAGUAACUUGUGAAGGCUGCAAAGGGUUUUUUAAAAGAAGCAUCCGAAAAAAUUUAGUAUAUUCAUGUCGUGGAUCAAAGGACUGUAUUAUUAACAAACACCAUCGGAACCGAUGUCAGUACUGCAGGCUGCAGAGGUGCAUCGCCUUUGGAAUGAAACAAGAUUCUGUUCAGUGUGAAAGAAAACCCAUUGAAAUGUCACGAGAAAAAUCUUCCAACUGUGCAGCUUCAACAGAAAAAAUCUACAUCCGCAAAGACCUCCGAAGCCCGUUAGCUGCCACUCCAACCUUCGUGACGGACAGUGAAACCGCAAGGUCAGCAGGGCUGCUGGACCCGGGCUUGUUCGUGAACAUCCAUCCGUCGGGGGUGAAAGCCGAGUCAGCCAUGCUGGUGACACCAGAGAAGGCUGAAUCAUGUCAGGGAGAUUUAAGUACCUUGGCCAGUGUGGUUACGUCAUUAGCAAAUCUUGGAAAGACGGAAGAGCUUUCUCAAAAUAGUAACGACGUGCCUGUGAUGGAAAGUUUAAACAAUGGCAGUACAUCUUUGGGCGAAUGUCAUCAAGAAAUGCAGACCAGCGGUGAUGUCUCAAGGGCAUUUGAUACCCUUGCAAAAGCGCUGAACCCCGGAGAGAGCAGUAGCUGUCACCGCUCAGAGGAGGGCAUGGAAGGAGGUGGACACCUGACUGUGGGCGAGGCCAGCACCAGUUACGCCGAGAAAGAGGGGCCGCUUCUCAGCGAUUCGCAUGUAGCUUUCAGGCUCACCAUGCCUUCUCCUACGCCCGAGUACCUGAAUGUACACUACAUUGGGGAGUCUGCCUCCAGGCUGCUGUUCCUAUCAAUGCACUGGGCGCUUUCCAUCCCUUCUUUCCAGGCGCUAGGGCAAGAAAACAGCAUAUCACUGGUGAAAGCUUACUGGAAUGAACUCUUUACUCUUGGUCUUGCCCAGUGCUGGCAAGUGAUGAAUGUAGCGACCAUAUUAGCAACCUUUGUCAACUGUCUCCACGGCAGCCUUCAACAAGAUAAAAUGUCACCAGAAAGGAGGAAACUAUUGAUGGAGCACAUCUUCAAACUGCAGGAGUUUUGUAACAGCAUGGUUAAACUCUGCAUUGAUGGGUACGAAUAUGCCUACCUGAAGGCAAUAGUACUCUUCAGUCCAGAUCAUCCAGGCCUAGAAAAUAUGGAACAGAUCGAAAAAUUUCAGGAAAAAGCUUAUGUGGAAUUCCAAGAUUAUAUAACCAGAACAUAUCCAGAUGACACCUACAGGUUGUCCAGAUUGCUGCUCAGAUUGCCGGCCCUGCGACUGAUGAAUGCCACCAUCACAGAAGAGCUGUUUUUCAAAGGCCUCAUCGGGAAUGUACGAAUCGACAGUGUUAUCCCGCACAUUUUAAAAAUGGAGCCUGCAGACUAUAACUCGCAGAUAAUUGGUCACAGCAUUUGAAAGCUGCGAUCACAGUGUAUAAAUUUAUUGUUCCUUCCUGGAACACAAAAAGAUACCAAAUUGAACUCAUUGCUUCCAGGGUAUCUGGAAAUUUUAACUUUAAAAAGUUACCAAAAUCCAAGGUAUUUCUACUUUAGCUUCCUUAAGAACUUUUGAAGUGACUGGACGGUCAGCAGGAAUUAGAUUUCCCUUUCUGUUUCUGUUUUAUAUUAUAAAACAAAUAAAUUAGUCUUUUCCCCUUGAA